CCAGGCCCCAGCCCUGGGAAGGGGCCCACCUUGGCCUGGCCACACCGCGGCAGUGUUCCCCUCCCCCAACCCUCUCAGCGGUGGCCCCACCUGUCCCUGACAGCGGGUACUAUGAAAAGGUAAAGGGGGCUGCUGCAGGGACCCCCACCAGCCGUGUCCACCCUGACCCCCGGGCGGGACCCAUUUCACCGUCUAGACCACCGCUGUUGCCACCACCGCCACUGGUGGCUCCCAGCACAGCCCCUGGGCAUGGCCAACUACUACGAGGUGCUGGGUGUGCAGGCGAGCGCCUCCCCCGAGGACAUCAAGAAGGCCUACCGCAAGCUGGCCUUGCGCUGGCACCCCGACAAGAACCCCGACAAUAAGGAAGAGGCUGAGAAGAAAUUUAAGCAGGUGUCCGAGGCCUAUGAGGUGCUGUCCGACUCCAAGAAGCGCUCUGUGUACGACCGUGCUGGCUGUGACAGCUGGCGGGCUGGCGGUGGCGGGGCCAGCACCCCUUACAGCAGCCCCUUCGACUCGGGCUACACCUUCCGCAACCCUGAGGACAUCUUCCGUGAGUUCUUCGGCGGCCUGGACCCCUUCUCCUUUGACUUCUGGGAUAACCCGUUCAGCAGUGAGCGCAGUGGCCGUGGCCAUGGCCUGCGAGGGGCCUUCUCGGCUGGCUUCGGUGAGUUCCCCGCCUUCAUGGAGGCCUUCUCGUCCUUCGAUGCCCUGGGCCGCGGUGGGGGCAGCCGUACCACCUUCUCGUCCACCUCCUUCGGGGGCUCCGGCUCAGGGGGCUCAGGCUUCAAGUCGGUCAUGUCGUCCACGGAGAUGAUCAACGGCCACAAGGUCACCACCAAGCGCAUCGUGGAGAACGGACAGGAGCGUGUGGAGGUGGAGGAAGACGGGCAGCUCAGGUCGGUCACCGUCAACGGCAAGGAGCAGCUCAAACGUGUGGAUGGCAAGUGAGUGCUGGCUGCCCGGCGGCCAACACUGCCACCGCCCGCUGGCUGACACAGCCUGAUGGUUAAUAAAUGUGCCAAGUGUGUUCACUGAA
This is a messenger RNA of Ochotona princeps (American pika), 1039 nucleotides long. RefSeq names its product DnaJ heat shock protein family (Hsp40) member B8 (gene DNAJB8). Gene Ontology annotation, molecular function: ATPase activator activity; Hsp70 protein binding. The coding region runs from base 250 to 951 and encodes 233 amino acids. Gene Ontology annotation, biological process: protein refolding; positive regulation of proteasomal ubiquitin-dependent protein catabolic process. Lineage: Eukaryota; Metazoa; Chordata; Mammalia; Lagomorpha; Ochotonidae. Gene Ontology annotation, cellular component: endoplasmic reticulum membrane; cytosol. The record is from RefSeq and is a predicted model, not a curated record. The transcript has a single exon.